Fraxinus pennsylvanica is the source of this 873-nucleotide messenger RNA. NCBI's taxonomy places the organism in Eukaryota, Viridiplantae, Streptophyta, Magnoliopsida, Lamiales, Oleaceae. The record is from the annotation of a GenBank genome assembly.
AUGCUAAUUUCCCUCGGCAGCCGAGCUUUCACUCUCCCGUCAACACUCUCUUUUGGAACAUUCAUCAAACACCUUCCAACUCCAAGACCAUCAUCUCUUCAAUUCAACCCAAUUUCAAUCCAUAAAGCCACCCGCGCACUCUCCUCUGCCGGAGGUGGCGUUCACAGUACACAUUUCGAAGCCUUAACCUCGAAACAAAAACAUCAAAUUCAUGUCUACAUUGACUCCCUUCUCCAAUGGAAUCAGAAGAUGAAUCUUACUGCGGUGAAAGAAGAAAAUGAGGUGAUGGAAAGGCACGUGGAGGAUUCUUUGGCAAUUAUUGAUCCUAUUCGUAGCUCAUAUCUUUCUCAUUGUGGAGAGUCUUUAGAAAAUAUGAGUGUUGUUGAUGUCGGAAGUGGAGCAGGGCUUCCUGGAUUAAUCCUGGCCAUUGCAUGCCCCGGUUGGAAGGUGACAUUAUUGGAAUCUAUGAAUAAGCGAUGUGUCUUCUUGGAGAAUGUGGUUGGUCUCAUUGGCUUGCCAAAUGUUCAAGUUGUAAGAGACCGCGCUGAGUGUUUAGGACAAGUAGAUGCCUUCAGAGAGAGCUUUGAUGUUGCAGUUGCUAGAGCAGUUGCAGAAAUGAGAAUUCUAGCUGAGUACUGUCUUCCCCUAGUCCGUGUGGGUGGUUUGUUUGUUGCUGCUAAAGGCCAUGAUCCCCAGGAGGAAGUUGCAAGAGCUGAAAGAGCUAUCCGUUUGAUGGGUGCUUCUCUUUUGCAAACGUGUUCUGUGGAAUCACACAGCAAAUAUGGGCAAAGAACAGCAGUUAUAUGUCUAAAAGAUGGUUCCACCCCGAAGAAAUAUCCUCGUGCUUCAGCUGGGACAACUUCUUAUUGUUAG